Molecule: messenger RNA, 1510 nt
Organism: Etheostoma cragini (Arkansas darter)
Lineage: Eukaryota; Metazoa; Chordata; Actinopteri; Perciformes; Percidae
Gene: npl
Product: N-acetylneuraminate pyruvate lyase (dihydrodipicolinate synthase)
Exons: 12
Coding region: 213-1136 (307 amino acids)
Biological process (GO): N-acetylneuraminate catabolic process
Molecular function (GO): N-acetylneuraminate lyase activity; 4-hydroxy-tetrahydrodipicolinate synthase activity
Source: RefSeq, a predicted model, not a curated record
UUUAUCUAGCUGUUUUGUGUUUUUCCUUUAGUAACUACAUUUCCCAAUACGCUUUGCGGCAUCACUUGACGCUUAAAUGGCUUCACAUGACAUCAACACAUUUCUGACUUGUUUCCUAAAAAAGCAAGUUAAAACCAGUAGCCCACUUCCCCAGAAACACAAUUGAUGUCCACAUCGCACAGUAGGAAAAGCACGCACAGGUAUAUUCAGUCAUGGCCCCUUCUGUUGAUAAAAAGCUGACCGGCCUAAUUGCAGCCACUUUUACUCCAUUUACCAGAGAAGGUGAAAUCAAUCUACCCGAGAUUGGUCCUUAUAUUGACUACUUGACAGAGAAGCAAGGUGUUCGUAACAUAUUUGUGAAUGGCACCACUGGAGAGAGCAUGUCUCUCAGUGUUACAGAGAGGAAGAUCCUGGCUGAGGAGUGGUGUCAGAAAGCCAAGGGCAAAAUGGAUCAGGUGAUAGUGCACGUCGGCUGCAUGAGUCUUAAAGAUGCCCAAGAACUGACUCGCCAUGCAGCACAGAUCAGGGCUGAUGCCAUAGCAGUCAUUGCCCCUUCCUUCUUCAAGCCAAGCAAUGCAGACGUGUUGAAGUCAUUCCUUCAAGAAGUGGCUUCAGUUGCCCAAACUCUGCCUUUCUAUUAUUACCAUCUUCCAGCUAUCACCGGUGUUAAUGUGCCGGCAAAAGAUGUGUUGGACGGUAUUGAGAAACUCAUUCCCUCCUUCAGAGGUGUGAAGUUCAGUGGGAGGGACCUGAUGGACUUUGGCCGGUGUGUCAGCAACAGUCCGCCUCACUGGUCUGUCCUCUACGGCGUGGACGAGCAACUGCUUGCAGCUCUGGCCAUGGGAGGCCACGGAGCAGUUGGCAGCACAUAUAACUAUUUAGGAUGUCAUGUCAACAAGCUCAUAUCAGCAUUUGAGAAUGGCGACCUUGUCCAAGCCAGGACAAUACAGUUCAAGACGCAAGAGCUUCUCAGUUAUGCCAUGAAACUUGGCUUUGAUCUGGGAGUGAACAAGCAGCUGAUGAAUGAGUUGUCAGGCUUGUGUCUCGGCCCCCCCCGACUUCCUGUGAUGCCGUGUCCUCCUGAUCGUGCCAAGUCCAUUGCAUUGAAAUACAACAGCAUUUUUCCUGAAUGCUGACGUGUUCAUACUGGGUUGUUGAAAUCCAUCAACACAGCAGUUCUUACACUUUGAAUCAUACUGUACCAUUAAAUAGGAUCUUUUUCCAUGAGUCAGUCAAAUCCGUUAUGUUAACCAGUAUCUUAAUUUCAGUGUUUAUCACGUCAUAAAAUGUGAAAAUAACCAAGUCUCAUAAUCAAGGGAAUGUGGCACUUUUGGUUUUGCUACAUUUAGGGAACAGGGGGACUGUCACAAAUCAGCAGAGUUAUCUUUUUAUCCCGUACUGUGUCAGCUGAGUCUCAUCAAAAGACCACUUUAAGCCUUGUUAUGUAAAUCACGUGGUGGCAUUACAUUCAUAGAAAUUCAAAAUGAGCACAAUGAAGUGCUUUCAAAAA